Messenger RNA from Salvia hispanica, 1135 nucleotides. RefSeq names its product Thioredoxin superfamily protein. Gene Ontology annotation, molecular function: oxidoreductase activity, acting on a sulfur group of donors, disulfide as acceptor. NCBI's taxonomy places the organism in Eukaryota, Viridiplantae, Streptophyta, Magnoliopsida, Lamiales, Lamiaceae. The record is from RefSeq and is a predicted model, not a curated record.
ACACAUAAUUUGAUUUUUUGCUAAUUCAUAUUUUAAUCUUUCUCAAUCCCUGGAUCCCCUCACCAAAACUCUCUACUCCACUCAAAAAGUCAAACCUCAUCAAAAUCUGAUCGACUAGAAACUGAGUGAAGGACGCGAAAAUCGAACGAAUUGGCCAUGGAUGCUCUUCGGCUGCUCUUGGUUCUAUCAAUCAUCUCUCCUUUCGCUGCCACCACCGCCGUCAACGCCGGCGAUAAAGUGGCGCUGGAGCUGUACUACGAGACUCUCUGCCCCUACUGUUCCAAUCUCAUAGUCAACUACCUCUACAAAAUAUUCGAGUCUGAUCUACUCACAAUUACCGAUCUAAAGCUUAUUCCCUAUGGAAACGCUAAAAUCAAGUCUGAUGGUACCAUCGUUUGCCAGCAUGGUGAAUAUGAAUGCAUAUUGAACACUGUGGAGGCGUGUGCAAUUGAUGCCUGGCCUAAAGUGAAAGAUCAUUUCCCAUUUAUCUACUGUGUGGAAAGUCUUGUAUACCAUGAUAACUACACCCAUUGGGCAACAUGCUUUGAGAAAUUGGGUCUUGAUGCCACCCCUGUUAUGGAUUGUUACAACAGUGACCGUGGAAAAAAGAUUAUACUACAAUAUGCGGCUAAAACAAAUGCUCUUGAACCCCCUCAUACGUACGUGCCAUGGGUAGUUGUGGAUGGACAGCCCAUAUAUGAUGAUUAUCGGAACUUCAAAAGCUAUAUCUGUGAUGCAUACAAAGGGACCCCCAAACCAUCCGCUUGCACUGAACUGUCAGUUGGGCGCAUUCGAAAGGUGAAAAUGGACUUGCUCAAUUCUCUCUUUGGACAAGAAUCAUUCAAAUCAAAGAUGUCCCGUGUAUUGCCAGCAAUACUUUCAUGGCUGCAGUGAAACAAAGUCGUAUAUAGUAUGUGGUUUUAGACUUAUGUUGCUCUUUCAAAACCCUUAAGGUGCUCUCUCUUGUAUGGUCUAAAGGUUACUGUAGUAGAAAGGGGAAAGAAGAUUGUAUUUGCGUAUGUUGAACAAUUAGUUUGUUAUGUGUAAUUAUAUACUUAAAUGAUGAUGGGGAUGUGCAGCUUUAUUUAGCCAGAUAUCAUAGACCCUUCAGCAAUCAAAAUGCCACUUUUAUACA